This is a messenger RNA of Symbiodinium sp. CCMP2456, 1356 nucleotides long. NCBI's taxonomy places the organism in Eukaryota, Dinophyceae, Suessiales, Symbiodiniaceae. The record is from the annotation of a GenBank genome assembly.
AUGGGUGCACAGGAGAGCGUCUUGCAGAUGGAGGAGCGCCAGGCCGCGGACCCUGAUGGCAAGUGGCUUGUUGGCUCGCUCACGCCGAAGUCCGAGUCAGCCAAAAUCAAUGCCGUCGGGUUUGGCUUCAAUGAUUCCCUGCAGCAAGAUCCGGCUUCAGCACGGGUUUUCGCACAUUCCUUGGCAUCGGGUGCUUUCAAAGAUGAGUUUGUUGUGCAGCUGAAAGGUGUUGCCGACGUUCAAUUCUGGCAAGGUGUUCGGUGCAGGUCUGAUUUCGAACAUUUGCAUGAGGAGCUGGGACGAGAACAUGGCGGGGAAAUCAUACAGCCUCUUCCCAACCGCGCAGCCGAAUACUUCAAGAUGCAGCCAGUGGUCUGGAGCGUCUACAUGCGCGAAAGCAGUGUAGGCUUGGAGGACUGGCUGAACCAAGUUAUUGACGCAGGCUUUGGCCGCGCAGGGUCUUUCAAGAGGUUUCUAUCGAACCAAGCGACCCAAGGGCCCACAGGCAUCCAUGGCUGGGACAGUGCCUCGCACAUGAUUUUGUCCUUGCCGAUGCUGGACGAUGUGAUCAACUUUUUGGAGGAGCCCCUCGAUGUGGCCCACUUGUGCGAGCUGUCGUCGAAAACAAUUCUCGAGAACGGCAAGCUCUUCUGUCCCACGCAGUGGGAACGCAUGUAUGCUGAGCGUUGGCCGGCAUUCCAUGAAGCCCAGUGCCAUAUGUCAGAAGUGACUCACAUGAAAACGGAUUGGAAGUCUGUGUACCGCCACACGUGUUCUGGAAAGUAUGAAGCAUUGUUGGAGGUGUACGACCGGGAGAAGAAGCUCGGCUUUGCUAUGUCCUGCAUGUUGGCCAAGGUCAGCUGGGACGCCAACAUCAAUUGCUAUAUUACCAGCUACGUGAGUGCCAGCCAGGUGCUUCCCGAGAAGAUCCCAUACCACGAAGGGUACAGGCUGCGAUUCUGCAGGCCGUCUGUGCGCGAAGAGCUGAAACCUGAGCUCAUGCCUCCGCUCGCCCCGGAAGUGUAUGGCUAUCGUGUUCUUCACGAUGUGCCCGACCUCAAAGUGGGCCAGGGCUUGGAGCUCCAGUGGAAGAUGCAGCAAGGCAGCCCUUUCGGCUGGUGGUUCGGCACUGUGGAGUCUGUUGUGCGGGACCCCAACAGCACGAAGGCAAUCGUCACCAUGACUUUUGAUCACUUCCCGGCCACUUCCCGGUGGCGCCGUCUACAGAUUACUGUAGGAGAUGGUGCAACGCGGCCAUGUGCCAUAGGCGGCUGGCAUGGCGGUGUGCGAGCAGUGAGCCCAUCGGAGAAGAAGGAAUGGGCAAAAUUCUUUCCAAAGGAACCGGUGAUUUUCUGA